AUGGCUCCUAAAAAGUCAAAGAUCGAGUGCGACCUCGAGCCCUACUUCCAGUACCAUAACAGGAUCGCGUCGUUCCUGGAGUGGAACCUUGACUGGGAGCUCAGCGACGACAAGCCCUCGCCCGAGCGCCUCGCCCGCGCGGGAUUCUUCUCGUUUACCAAGCCCCCGUAUCAAGACGACAAUGUCGUCUGCCCCUACUGCACAAUCGCCCUCGACAGCUGGAACUCGCAAGACGACCCUAUGCACGAGCACCGAUCGAGGUCCCCCUUCUGCGACUUCGUUCUCGGCCGACAGACGGUGCGCAACAUGGAUGGCGCUGACGAUCACAACAAUACCGCGACCGCCACCACGCAAACCGCAAUGAACGAGCAGAACAACACAAACGACGUCCCUCGGCCGAAGCGAUCUUACAAGAAGCGGGCGGCUGGUGCGUCAAAGGCCAACGAGCUGGCUCUGGCAGGUGCAAACGGCGAAGAGGAGGGCCCUCCCAAAAAGCGUCGACCUGGGCGGCCGCGAAAACGAUCUGGGCCUGGAUGA
This is a messenger RNA of Diaporthe citri, 537 nucleotides long. RefSeq lists its product as uncharacterized. The record is from RefSeq and is a predicted model, not a curated record. The transcript has a single exon. The coding region runs from base 1 to 537 and encodes 178 amino acids. Lineage: Eukaryota; Fungi; Ascomycota; Sordariomycetes; Diaporthales; Diaporthaceae.